GGUUCCCACCAACUUUAUUUCAACCGUUUUUCGUUACCAUUUCAUUUCAAGGUCCACAUUCACCUUAGUGCUACUAUUACCUAAUCUUUAAUUGUUCCAUACACAUUACAUUAUACACACCCCUCUCAACUCAACUUGCAACCUUUCAUUACAUUACCAAGGGAUAUACCUCCAAAUUCAUCAUAGACUUCUAAAUUUGACAAUGUUUGCUGCUGUAGGAGCUAUGUCCAAGACCAAAGAUGUUUCAUUUAAUGUUCAUUUAGAGGAAGAGAACAAAAACAAAGGAACCAACAAGGUUGGUGAUGAAAACUAUGAUGAUGUUGAGCAAAUUGAGCUAGAUGAAGAUGAAGAGGAAGAACACAAGUUGGAAUUGGAUCUUGGUCCUCAGUUUUCUCUCAAGGAACAGCUUGAGAAAGAUAAAGAUGAUGAAAGCUUGAGGAAAUGGAAAGAACAACUUCUAGGAAAUGUUGAUGUGUCUGCUGUUGGAGAGAAAAUAGAGCCAGAAGUGAAGAUAGUGAGUCUUACCAUUAUAUGCCAAGGAAGGCCUGACCUAAUCUUGCCAAUUCCAUUCACUACUGAUUCCAAAAAGACUAUGUUUAUCCUCAAGGAAGCAAGCCAAUAUAGGCUAAAAUUCUCCUUCAUUGUCUCCAACAACAUUGUUUCUGGCCUCAAAUACACCAAUGUUGUUUGGAAAACUGGGAUUAGAGUGGACAGCACAAAGAAAAUGUUGGGAACUUAUAGUCCACAGCAGGAACCAUAUACAUAUGAAUUGGAAGAAGAAAUUACACCUUCUGGUUUGUUUGCUAGGGGAACCUAUUCAGCAAGAACCAAGUUUGUAGAUGAUGAUCGCAAAUGCUACUUGGAUGUUACUUAUAGGUUUGAGAUUCAGAAGAAUUGGCCUACACCUCACUGAUUGAAUUCAACUUUAUGUUUGUUAAUUGUUUAUUAGAUUGAGUUAGUGGAGUUGUGCACAUGCAUGAUAAAUGAUAGUGCAAAUCUUUCUUCCCUUUCUAUUAUAUGGUUUCUUUUUUUGUAUUGUAAUAACUAAAAUUUACAUAAAGGUAAUGCUCGUGACAAUUGCACUCA
This is a messenger RNA of Trifolium pratense (red clover), 1086 nucleotides long. RefSeq names its product rho GDP-dissociation inhibitor 1-like. The record is from RefSeq and is a predicted model, not a curated record. NCBI's taxonomy places the organism in Eukaryota, Viridiplantae, Streptophyta, Magnoliopsida, Fabales, Fabaceae. Gene Ontology annotation, biological process: Rho protein signal transduction. The transcript has 5 exons. The coding region runs from base 203 to 913 and encodes 236 amino acids. Gene Ontology annotation, cellular component: membrane; cytosol; cytoplasm. Gene Ontology annotation, molecular function: Rho GDP-dissociation inhibitor activity; protein binding.